AUCAUGAUGCACUUAGCAUCACUUAGCAUCUGUUAAUUAGGAAUAUGAUGCACUUGUUAGCAUCUGUUAAAUAAGAAUUAGAACAGCUGUCAUAACAGCUGGCAGCAAAGUAGUAUAAAUAAGGCCAUUAGGCAGUUAGAGAUGUUAUGUUAGUUAUAACAAGAAUUUUAUCUCUCUAAUCUCAAUUCUCAGUUCCCUUCUCUCUCUUUCUCUCUCUUUCUCCUCUCUUUCACUUCUUCUCCUAUCAUUGGUAUUCAGAGCACUCGAUUCACGGUGACCAAUGGCGGAAGCGACGAGGUUGCAGAGCUCAAUCCGUGAGGCGGAGGAGCGGAUUACGGCGACGAUCGAGCCGUGCAUCAGUAGGCAUUUGCGUGAGCUGGAGCAGAGGUUCGAGCUCCAACUGAACGGGUUCCAGGAGGCGAUGCGAGGCCUCGGGUUGCAGAUGACGGAGAUGUCGUCGCGGCGGAGAGGCGCGAACGACGGCGAGCACCGCAUGCCGACGCGAUUGACGCGAUUGGAUUUUCCGAAAUUCAACCGCGACGAAGCUGAAUCGUGGCUUGUGAAGUGCGAACGAUUCUUCACGCUUGACAACACGCCGGAAGCAGAGAAGGUAGCGAUUGCUAGCAUCGCAAUGGACGAGAGUUCUUUCCGGUGGUUCCAGACCUUGGAACAGAGCACGACUGGUCCAGUUUCUUGGAUGCAGUUCAGCGAUGCAGUGAAGGUGCGUUUUGGUACUGAAUUCGAUUCACCAUUAGAGGAACUUAAGCGCCUGGUUCAAACUGGAACUCUAGAAGAUUAUCAAGAGGCUUUUGAUACCUUGGCUGCGCGCACAGAUUUGUCAGAACCUCAGAAAUUGCAAGUAUACUUGGGUGGAUUGUGUGCUGAGUUGAGCAAUGGUGUGAAGAUGUUUGCACCAAGGACGUUGCUUGAAGCUACACGAAUCGCGAAAUUGCAGGAGAGGAGCAUCGAAUUGCUCCAGAAACGCACUGUUUCGGGUGUCAGAAGCACCGGCGCAUGGUCUGACAAGCGCGGAAACUCUUCAUUUGUUGAGAAGAAGUUACCAGAGAAGAAACCAGGGGGUGAUUCCAAUCAGAAAGGAAUUUUAGGAAAACCUAAUUACACAUUUCAGAGGAAAUUAUCUCCUAAAGAGAUGGAAGAACAUAGAGCACAAAAUUUGUGCUUCUUCUGCCAUGAGAAAUUUUCUCCAGGGCAUGAUUGUCCGCAAAGGAAGAAGUUCCAAGUUUUCUUAAUGGAGGUUGAGGAAGGUGAACCAGAAGCUGUUGACUCUGCAAGUUCUGUUGAUUCUGAACCAGUUGUUCCUACAUUAUCCUUGAAUGCCAUACAUGGGGACUCUGAAUAUCCUUUGAUGAGGUUGACUGCAUGGAUAGGAAAGAAGAGGAUUCAUGUCCUCAUUGAUUCUGGAAGCUCACACAACUUCAUUGAUCAAAAACUGUGCAAGGAAGGCCUGAGCUACCUUAGACCCGUGCAUCCUCUACUGAAGCCUUUACAAGUUACUGUAGCAGGUGGUGGAGUCAUGCAAGGUACAGGCCUAUGUGAUGGAAUACAGUUGAAGAUGCAAGGGUAUGAUUUCUUCACUAGUGCUAUUGCUCUUCCUUUAGGUAGUUUUGAUUUGAUUUUAGGCUUACAAUGGUUAACUCAGUGGGGAACUAUAUCAUGGGAUUUCAAAGCCCUUGUUAUGGAAUUUGAUAUGGGACACCUUAAGGUGAGAUUGCAAGCUGAUAAGAGUGGGAAGGAUAGAGUAGUUUCAGCUGCUAAACUUAAUCAAAUUGUAGCUGAGGAAAGCUUUUGUUUUAUGCUACAAUUGUUUCCAUGUUCCCAAGAGAAAGUGUGUUGUGCUCUUGGCUUAGAGGAACCUGAGGAUCCUGCAACUAAAGAACAUAAAACCACUGUCCUAGAGGAAUUUAAGGAUGUUUUUGAGGAGCCUACACAGCUACCCCCAUUCAGAGGCAUCCAUGACCACCAGAUUGUUCUGAAGGAAGGGUCCAACCCAGUUAGUUUGAGACCUUAUAGGUACCCUCCUGCACAGAAAGAUGUCAUUGACAACAUGGUGAAAGAGCUGUUGGAUUCAGGGGUUAUCCAACCUAGUUCUUCUCCAUUUGCUUCUCCUGUGGUCUUGGUUAAGAAGAAGGAUGGCAGCUGGCGGAUGUGUGUAGACUAUAGGAAGCUUAAUGACAUGACAGUUAAAGCAAAAUUUCCUAUUCCUCUUGUUGAAGAUUUGCUGGAUGAGCUAGGGGGUGCUCAAAUUUUCUCUAAAUUGGACCUUAGGUCUGGUUAUCAUCAAAUAAGGAUGAAACCAGAAGAUAUAGCUAAGACUGCAUUUCAGACUCAUGGUGGACAAUAUGAAUAUGUGGUCAUGCCUUUUGGGUUGUCCAAUGCCCCAGCCACAUUUCAAGGUACCAUGAAUGUCAUCUUUGCUAGUCUAUUAAGGAAGUGUGUGCUCAUCUUCUUUGAUGACAUCCUUGUCUAUAGUAAGUCCAUAGUUGAGCAUGUGGCACACCUUAGACAUGUUUUCACUGUUUUAAAGACUCAUUCCUUCUAUGUCAAGAGAAGUAAAUGUGCCUUCUUUACUACUCGAAUUGAGUACUUGGGCCACUUCAUUACUCCUGAAGGGGUUACUACAGAUCCAGCCAAGAUCAUGGCAGUUCAAGAGUGGCCAGAACUCAGACACUUAAGCAACUCAGAGGUUUCUUGGGCCUCACAGGUUACUACAGAAGAUUCAUUCAAAAUUACAGCAUGCUAGCAUCACCUCUCACUGACUUACUCAAGAAAGAUGCCUUCAUUUGGUCUGAUAAGGCUUCCCAUGCUUUCAAUCAGCUCAAACAAGCCUUAAGUACUGCUCCUGUAUUGGCUAUUCCAGAUAUGGCUAAGCCAUUUGUAGUGGAGA
This is a messenger RNA of Lotus japonicus, 2905 nucleotides long. RefSeq lists its product as uncharacterized. The record is from RefSeq and is a predicted model, not a curated record. The coding region runs from base 281 to 2761 and encodes 826 amino acids. Gene Ontology annotation, biological process: proteolysis. Gene Ontology annotation, molecular function: aspartic-type endopeptidase activity. The transcript has a single exon. NCBI's taxonomy places the organism in Eukaryota, Viridiplantae, Streptophyta, Magnoliopsida, Fabales, Fabaceae.